Acanthaster planci (crown-of-thorns starfish) is the source of this 2197-nucleotide messenger RNA. RefSeq lists its product as uncharacterized. NCBI's taxonomy places the organism in Eukaryota, Metazoa, Echinodermata, Asteroidea, Valvatida, Acanthasteridae. The record is from RefSeq and is a predicted model, not a curated record.
UUCCAAAGGAACAAUAUUUAACUGAUGAGAUCAGGAUAAGUCUGGUAGGCUGUUCGUCUUAGUGAAUCGGAAAACUACUGGUGCCAUGAGAGCAAAGCCUUUGAAACUGUCUGUUGCCUCGUCUCCACUAACAUUUUUCGUUAAAACGCCACAGCUAGCGCUCCUGCCCAAUGGCGGCUUGUGUUCAAUGGCGUGACAGGAAGGGGUGUGAAGCUGUAUGACAUGUGGACUGCCGCGUCUUGGGACGCAAGUGUGAUGGGAGUUGGUGGGAGUUACCGCAACGACUCGUUACACAGAGCCUGGAGAAGCACCGACCUGAAUGUAAGGCGGGUGAAACUGUCCCUGUGCGAUUUCAUCGGUUGUAGAGCCGAGGUGUUAUUCAACGGAACUGGAUCAGACAUCCUCAACUGGUUCACUAAGGACCGUCUCAUCUCAAGUCCGUGGGAGGACCUGAAAUCAACCGGGGUCAACUUCUUCAGCAUCGAAGGGGACACUGUACUAGACCGCCGAUUCUUUAUCAACGACAUUUACGGUGGCUGUCCAAACGACGUCGGCUGGCUUGCUGUGGUGGAAUCCAAGACCCAAGCUGCCUGUGAAUGGGAGCGAUAUUCGGCCUAUCCUGUUAUAGUGUACAGCGCAGCAGCUGGCAAAGUACGUUGGCAAGACCUGCUUACCACAGGUGCCAAUACUGUUGGACGUGCGGAUUACUUGACCAUACACGUCGAUGCCGAGUAGGAAUGUCAAAGGUGAAUGACGCGUCAAAUGCUAAAACACACGUCGUUCUAAGGUUUGGGGUCUAAUGUUUUUUAAAUAACUGAAACAGACAAAUGCUCCGAAUGUUCCGUGGAUAGUCAAAACAGCUGUCCAGAGCAUGUUUGUUUGUUUUAAAGAGGAUAAUUACAAGUGAAGCAAACUGAAGAUAAUUCCAAGUUACGGCAGCGACAAUACUAUUAAACAAAACACCCUACUGAAGUUCCGGGACGUUGUUUAUUAGGUGUAUACAAUUUAAAAGAUCCAUGUUUUAUUAUGAUGUAGAGGAAUAGCAUAAACAAUAACGUUUUGUAAACAACAUUGCUCAUAGGUUAAGAAUGAAGAAAUAAGAUGGGUUAGGGUUGAAGAAGGUCGCCUGUUGGAAUAGGAAAACGUUCAAGAAUGUUCGAGAAUGUCAAGAACAGUGAAUAAGAUUUUGGGAAAACCAGUGUGACAAUAGCUUGAACGAGAAUAUUUCUAAAAAUGUAGUUAUUAGUCAUUAUUGAUGUUGAUUAAGGCAGCGUAAGUACAUGUACAAUGAAAUGCACUGCAUUGAGGUACAGGGACGAUGGUUACUGGGUUAACAAAGUAGAAUAAUUGUUUUUCUAUGAACACUUUAUAAAUUAAGGAAAACACUACACAAUUUUUGGUAAACAAAAUCAGACUUAAAUUAUAAAUGAAUAAGUACAGUGGACACAGUUUCCCAUUGUUUGGGAAUGCUAAACAAAGUGAACAAAAAAAUUGUUGGAAAACAUGUCGCUACAUGCAUGAAAAGUUACCAGUAAAUAUUUAAGAAAGCUUGUGUAUUUUCAAAUUUUAGUGUGCCAUUUAAUUGGUUUCACAUUGUGAAUGAUAGUGAUGUUUCAUUCCGACGAAAGAAUCAGAAUUGUCUUGAGUGCGUUAUUAUGUCAGUAGUUUAUAAAAACAGCUCUUGUUAAGAGUAAUUUUCUUUUUUGUACAUUCUUGCUGUUACAUGAAGUAAUUGCGCAAAUCAUCAUCAGUAGAAUACAGAUAUUUCUAAAACGUAUGUGUAAUAUCCUUUGCUUAUAAGCACCGAAUCGAUACUGAUUAAAAAAGUCAGGCUGUGGGAAAUAGAUUGGUGAAGCAUUGCCACCAAUAAAUUCGAACACACUUCUUAUGCAGUUAAUGUAUUAUUUAAAUCAUCAAGUUUGAUGUGCACUAGUUACGGUCUCACCAAUAUUAACAAAGUGAACACUGAACACCAACGUGGCUCGUUUCAACCGAUGAGGGGGUAAUUCUGCUCAAGAAGGAUUAGUCUGGGGUGCACCCACGUAUAUAGGCCAGAAAUAUGCCCGCCAAGCUCAUUAAUAAAAGUUAUACACUCAAAAUAUUCUAUAUUAGAGGGUCCUGAGAACUAUGGAACUAGGGAAUGGAAGAAAUAUGGCACUGAACCUCUGGACCGGACUCAGGCUUUCCAAUUCUGAGC